Messenger RNA from Ceratina calcarata, 2964 nucleotides. It is a transcript of the gene Pka-R2, whose product is annotated as cAMP-dependent protein kinase type II regulatory subunit. Gene Ontology annotation, cellular component: cAMP-dependent protein kinase complex; cytosol. Gene Ontology annotation, biological process: negative regulation of cAMP-dependent protein kinase activity. Gene Ontology annotation, molecular function: cAMP binding; cAMP-dependent protein kinase inhibitor activity; protein kinase A catalytic subunit binding. NCBI's taxonomy places the organism in Eukaryota, Metazoa, Arthropoda, Insecta, Hymenoptera, Apidae. Bases 962 to 2113 code for a protein of 383 amino acids. The transcript is spliced from 8 exons. The record is from RefSeq and is a predicted model, not a curated record.
GCUCUCGCGGCUACCUGCAUCUUUUUCAUUGAUAGUAUAUACAAAAGGAAAAUGAAAUACUGGUCGACUUCAUCGUGAUCAGUUUUCAUUCAUUUUAUUCAUCUAAAUUCUAACAGAAAUAUAUAGUAAUUUGCCAAUGUUACGUGAGUGAAGUCGCAGAUUCAACGUGGCGGCCCAAGCGGGAACGCAAUACAUGUAUAUUUGAUCAAUUUGAUACAUUCGCUGUACCACAGACAUAGGAAUAAUUCGUAUGUCUAUGUUCGCUACCAAUAAGGAGCGGGUCGUGCGCGGUGAUACGUUAAACGUCAAAGAUUUCAUUGGCUCGAGAAAUCCUCGGCACGCGUUCGGGCCAGUAUAUUAUUAAAAAAUUAUUAGACAUAUCUAAACUUUUAUUUCUAUCGAAGUUCGGGAUUGAUGUGCAAUCUAUGUAGUUGUGAGCAUUCAAUGAUGCUCAAUUUGCCUACAGCCCACCAGUUAAAUGUUCAGUGCGAUUCGAUUGCUGUCAAUGUUAAGACCCGUGCCGUGAAGUAGGUAGUCGCCAUCUUUGCGACCGUGUCGCAUCCCUCGAUCCCGAUCUGGCCCAUCAUAUGUUCCGCGCAACCUUUAUGUAGUGAUCGAAGAAAAAAAAAUCGUCGAACGUUGGUUGCCCGUCGAAAGGAUUAAGCUCUCGAACGGAUUUGCGCUCGGGGCCCGUGCUGUGAGUGUAGGACAGCGGUGCAGGCGAAAGUGGGUGGAACGCAUGGGGUUUACGUUAUCCUGGGCCUCGUUACAGUACGCGAUAAGGGAGAUUUCGGCAAUUGACAAGUGACGCAAAGAGAGUUCGUGUUUGACUAUCACCGCGGUGACAUUAGAUUUAGUAUCGUUAAGUCGAGUUCCUUUCGGCAGCCCGUUUAUUAUAUACCGGCGUUGAUAUACCCGUUGUAGUGUGUGCUCCUCUGAAAAUCAUUUGGCGGAAGAAAAAAUGAGCUGUCAACGCAACGCUGGUAAGAUCACAGUGCCGGACGAGUUGCGGGACGUACUGUUGGAGUUCACGAUCAGUUAUCUGUUGGAGCAACCGGUGGACAUUAUCGACUACGCUGUGAAUUUCUUCACGCAACUCCGGGAAAGCCGUAAAACACAGUUGAUUCAAGCCCCUGCGCAUACCCCCUCUUCAACACCGGAGGAGUCCGUCGACGAAGAGCCACCGGUUGGGAGGUUCGCGACAAGGCGGAAGAGUAUUUUCGCGGAAACAUACAAUCCCGAGGAAGAUGAGGAAGACGAUGGAAUUAAGAUGGUCCAUCCGAAGAGCGACGAGCAGAGGCAGAGGCUCGGCGACAGCGUGAAGCAUAUUUUUAUGUUUCGGGCUCUGGACGAGGAACAAAUGGCUGACGUGCUGGACGCGAUGUUCGAGAAGAGCGUGCAACCCGGGGAAUUUAUUAUCCGACAACGUGAUGACGGUGACAAUUUCUACGUCAUCGAGAAAGGAAAGUUCGAAGUGUACGUGAAGGAUCAAUCAGGCGUGGAGUCCUUGAUACACACGUACGAUAAUCGCGGUUUCUUUGGCGAGCUCGCGUUACUCUACAAUAUGCCCAGAGCGGCCAGUGUCAAGGCCAUCACGAACGGAACGCUGUGGGCCAUGGACAGGCAAACUUUCCGGCGUAUUCUGCUCAAGUCCGCCUACAAGAAACGUAAGAUGUACGAGGACCUUAUCGACAAGGUCCCGAUGCUGAAACAUCUCGAACCAUAUGAACGGAUGAAUCUGGCGGAUGCGCUGGCACCAAAGCAGUACGCGGACGGUGAGCAAAUCAUCAGGCAGGGCGACUCGGCUGACGGAAUGUACUUCGUCGAGGACGGCGUGAUCAAGAUCACUAGAAUCGGAGACCAGGGUCGCGAGAUCGAGAUUAAUAGAGUUCCCGCCGGUGGGUACAUAGGCGAGUUGGCGCUGGUGACACAUAAACCUCGUGCUGCUUCGGCCUACGCCGUGGGCGAUGUAAAGCUGGCCUUCCUGGACGUUGAAGCUUUCGAACGCUUGCUCGGGCCUUGUAUGGAGCUUAUGAAGCGUAACAUCGACGAUUACGAGGAUCAGCUAGUCAAAAUUUUUGGUAGCAAGGCUAACAUUACCGAUAUCCGAUGAACUGUUCAUUGGGAGUGAUACGUUGCACUGCUGUACUAAAGACGCGACACUUUCGUACAGUAAUGUAAAAUUGAGCACAAACUUGUACUACCCACUUUAAUGAAUCUCAUCCGCGUGUUUUCAAAUAAUCAUCUCGAGUCAACUUUCGUAAAAUGACUGUUCACUUAGACACCGUCUACCGUUAAGAAUCGUCGUUAAUAGUUACCAAGUUUGUACCUAUGACACACACACACACUGAUGGGACAACAAAGUAUAAAGCAAGGAACGAAGUGGAGACAACAAAAUCUAUAAUUUUGAGUGGUUCAUACUAAAACGAGCUCCUUUAAGACUGUGUCGGAUCAACAACAAAUAUUACCCUAUCUUGUCGUGUGUGCUCGCAAAUUAUCGGAAGAUCGAAGUUCGAAGAAUGAAAGUAAGAUUUUUCAUUUAAUCGUACAUAAAAAAAAGGAAAAGAAAUAUGUACUCGGGGUGAUGCAACAUAUCGGCAGACAGACACAAUUCUCAGAUUGGUGUAACUUUUAUGCUGUUCUUUUUCUUUACACUCGACACUUUGAGAUAUAUAUUUCACUUUUAAUUGAUAAUUUCAAAGAUCAAUAAAUUCAAUUAUUUCGUACAUGUCGGUGAUCGUUUCCGAUUCAUUGAAGGGGAUUCUCAAGGUAUCUGCGGUAUGCUUCUUCGUGAAAUAGAAGAAAAUAUUUCGUCAAUUUUCAGUUACGACGGCGCGUUUAAUCUAAGAUUCGCCUUUAGGCACAUUCGAUGAAAUUCCGCAUUGUCAAUGUGUUUCUCCAAUUAUAACAAUUAAGACAGUGGUAGGAUCGUAGUUUAAACGCUACGAUGGAAGGGAUAGAGCA